AUGGAAGAAAUAUCUACAUAUAAAUUUGACCCAAAUAUGUUGCCUUCACAAAUAUUUUAUAGUAAAUUGAAGGAAACCUUUACCGAGGGGAAAUAUGGAAAUAUAUUUUGUGUUGGAAGAAGCGAAAAUUCCUUAACAGAGUACCCAAAAAUUCAGUCUUUUUGCUCAAAUAUUAUAUAUUAUUUAAAAAAAGAUAACCUUUCAUUGAAUAAUAACCCUAAUAAGGAUAUGUACUGUAAUCUUUUAGGCUACUGGAUAUAUGAUCAAUUAGUAAAUUAUUUUAAUAAAGAUAAACGUGAUGCUAUGCAUAUUUAUGGUAAAAUCGUGAGUGUAUGGAACAUUAAUUUUAAAAUUAAUACAAAUGCUAAUAUUUCGAAAUGCAUACUGGAUUCUGAAAUGCUUAAUCACAAUGAUUGGGAUAAGAGAAUGAAAUUAUAUGAAUAUUACGUAGAUUAUGAAUUAUACGUUAAACAGCACAUAUCUAAAAUCGAUGAUUGUGAAAAAUUUUAUAAAUACAUUAAAGAUAAAGAAAACCUGUAUGAUCAUUUUAUGGCUCCUUGUUAUGGUAAUAAUAAACAAAGAUGCCCAGAUUUUUAUGAGAAAUGUAAAAUGUACAAUCCAACAAUUGUGUUAAAAACGCGUAAAUGUCAUGAUGAAAUGGUUACACUAGAUAAUGGUUUAAAAAACUUACCUGGAAGAGAUAUUGAAAGUGAUUCACCUAAAAUAGGAGAUAGACAAGGUGUAUCUGAGAUACAGGUUGCACAUGAUUCACUUGAAAUUGGAGCUAUACAAGUUAUAUCUGAAAAUAUGGAAUUAAUACCGCACGAAUCAGAAGGGGGAUAUGAUACUACAUUAAGUCAAAGGGAAUAUUUGGAAAAAUCACAAUUACAUGAGGAGAGUUAUAAACCAUUAAAAUCAUUUGGUAAAGUGAUACUUGGAAUAUUCAUAACUACUAUGACAUUUGGACUUUUAUAUAUAAAAAUUUCACCUACAGAAAAUCUGUUAAGUAAUAAGAUUAAAAUGAUAAAAAAAAUGUUUAGUAAAAAUAAUGAAAAAAAAAAUAAAUAUAUUUUCCCCACAACAACAUAUUUUAAUCAAUUAUCUGAGGACCGUGAAGAGCAUUAUAUAGGAUACAACAAUUUAUAG
Plasmodium gonderi is the source of this 1146-nucleotide messenger RNA. Its product is annotated as variable surface protein. NCBI's taxonomy places the organism in Eukaryota, Apicomplexa, Aconoidasida, Haemosporida, Plasmodiidae. The record is from RefSeq and is a predicted model, not a curated record. The transcript is spliced from 3 exons. Bases 1 to 1146 code for a protein of 381 amino acids.